This is a messenger RNA of Hyla sarda, 774 nucleotides long. RefSeq names its product nicotinamide N-methyltransferase-like. The record is from RefSeq and is a predicted model, not a curated record. Gene Ontology annotation, molecular function: N-methyltransferase activity. Bases 1 to 774 code for a protein of 257 amino acids. Gene Ontology annotation, cellular component: cytosol. Lineage: Eukaryota; Metazoa; Chordata; Amphibia; Anura; Hylidae. The transcript is spliced from 3 exons.
AUGGAUUCAAGCACCCACAAGCAUUAUCUUGUACAUGGUUAUGAUUCCAGACAAGCCCUGGAGCAUUAUUUUUCAGAUAAACCUGAUAUGGCCUUUGCAGACGAUACCUUGAUAUUUCCCAUUGAAAAUCUUAAGAAAACCUUCACAGAGGGUCAUAUUAAAGGAGAUGUUGUGAUUGACCUCAGCAUUAGUUCCCUGGUUCACCAUCUAUAUGCUGCCUGUGAGUUUUUCAAUCACAUCAUAGUGCUGAAGGUCAGUGACAGAUGCAUCAUGGAGCUAAAGAGAUGGCUGGACACACGGACAGGAGCAUUUGAAUGGGGGCAUGCUGCAAAACUUCACGUAGAAAACAAUGACCAGUUACAGGACAAAGAGGAGAAAGUGAGAUCGGCCGUUCAACAUGUGAUGAGAUGUGACCUUGAGAAAGGAAAUGUGACGGAUCCGAUAGUCUUACCACCAGCAGAUUGUAUUAUUAGUUUUGUGCUCCUAGAUGUUAUCUGCAAAGACCAAGAUGAUUAUAUAAGAUAUCUCAGGAAGUUCUCAGGGUUGCUGAAACCUGGAGGACACCUCAUAUUGAUUGGGUGUUUAGAUAUGACAUAUUACACGGUCGGGAAAGACAAGUACCUUGCUUUUCCCCAUGAUGAGGAUUUUACCAGGAAAGCUCUAGUUGGAGAAGGAUUUGUUAUAGAUAACUGUAAGGUUAAGAAGAGAACGUCUGAGAGUGACCUUACUGACUAUAAGGCUUUCAUAUAUAUUGCAGCUCACAAGGAGAAGUAA